This is a messenger RNA of Alternaria alternata, 1550 nucleotides long. RefSeq names its product transcription elongation factor S-II. The record is from RefSeq and is a predicted model, not a curated record. Gene Ontology annotation, molecular function: zinc ion binding; RNA polymerase II transcription regulatory region sequence-specific DNA binding. The transcript is spliced from 2 exons. Lineage: Eukaryota; Fungi; Ascomycota; Dothideomycetes; Pleosporales; Pleosporaceae. Gene Ontology annotation, cellular component: nucleus. Gene Ontology annotation, biological process: regulation of mRNA 3'-end processing; transcription antitermination; transcription elongation by RNA polymerase I. The coding region runs from base 382 to 1302 and encodes 306 amino acids.
CCGGUCUUUAGUCUGGCAGUUCCCAAGUUAACGGUUGCAGUUUCCCUUGGUGAAGGCGGAGGCUAGCGGCUGUGAGCUCGGGCCUCUCCGAGCAAAGGCAACUUCUAGAUGGCAAUCAAACAAGCCAUCGCACCACGCUUCCUUGCCUCCUGCCGCCUGCCUGCCUCGACGUCUCCCCUACCGUCGCCGAACGACUGCCGUGCCCCAACGUCGCGUAUACCUGCUUCUGACGCGCCUAAGCACCCCGCGCCGACCUCCCGACCUUCUCAGUCGCAACAUCAAUCCAGGAAGAACUUGCCUUCGUGACAGCGACAGACUGCCCUAGGCACCAGCGACUCCGCGCCCAGGAUACCCUACACCUUGACAAGCACUGCCUGGACCAUGGCAAUGGACGCCAAAGAGAUCGAGCUCCGUGGCAAGGCCAUCGGAAAGGCUGUAUCUGAGGGCGAGCCCAGCGCUUCUGUGCUGAAGCUGCUUAAUGACCUGAAGACGGGUGUGCACGCGACCGAGGACCUCUUGCGCUCAACACGAAUCGGUGUCACUAUCAACCGUCUGCGAACUCACAAGGACCCCGCAGUACAAAAGCUCGCAACAGAAUUGGUAGCAAAGUGGAGGGAUGAGGUCAAAAAGAAGCAGCCCCCCAAGAAGGACGGCCCGGCAAAGGCAGUCGCGAAUGGAGGUGCAGCCUCUUCCCCCGCUCCUCCACCCUCAGGAACCGCGUCUCCGGCACCAAAUCUGGCCAAGAAGAAGCAUGAUGUACCCGCCGACAAGCGCAAUCACAAGACAGACAAGGUCAAGUACCAGGUGACUGGAAAUGAGGCGCGCGACAACUGCGUUAGGCUGAUGUACGACGGUCUGGCCUUCAUGAGUGAAGCGAUGCCCGACGAGAUUCUCAGCGUCGCAAAGCAAAUCGAAGCCGCUGCUUACGCCAAGGCUGGUAGUGUAAACGACACUUACAAGGGCAAGAUGCGCUCGCUCUUCCAGAAUCUCAAGAGCAAAUCGAAUCCCCAGCUUCGCAAGCGUGUACUCGCUGGCGAGGUGCCCGCAGACAAGUUCGUCGUCAUGACACAUGACGAGAUGAAGUCGGACGCGCGACGAGCAGAAGACGAGAAGCUGGAACAGAUCAACAUGAAUCAGGCCAUGGUUGCACAGGUCGAAAAGGCCAUUUCCAAGGAGUUCCAGUGCGGAAAAUGCAAGCAAAAGAUGGUCAGCUACAGUCAAGCGCAGACCAGGUCUGCUGACGAACCGAUGACGACCUUUUGCGAGUGCAUGAACUGUGGUAAUCGGUGGAAGUUUUCAUAGAAGAGACCUUGGUAGAACAGGUGUCGUCGAUGCGUGGUGUAAGAGUACAGUGCGUUGCGAUGAAGAUCGUAGUAGCGGGCGUUUAUAAAGGGGCACUGAGAGCAUUUAGUUUACUGCGGAACGUUGUCUGCGUUUCAACUUUCCAGUCUAGUCUGCCAAAAGCAGGUACAGACUUGUCUUCUUUCGAUACGGAUCAGCAUGGUCAUCUAUCCAAAUGUAAUCCUGAACAAACCUUUUCAUCAACUGCC